Messenger RNA from Balaenoptera acutorostrata (minke whale), 24376 nucleotides. It is a transcript of the gene CLVS2, whose product is annotated as clavesin 2. The record is from RefSeq and is a predicted model, not a curated record. Bases 4713 to 5696 code for a protein of 327 amino acids. NCBI's taxonomy places the organism in Eukaryota, Metazoa, Chordata, Mammalia, Artiodactyla, Balaenopteridae. Gene Ontology annotation, molecular function: phosphatidylinositol bisphosphate binding. Gene Ontology annotation, cellular component: membrane. The transcript has 6 exons.
ACUAUUAAGAGAGUAAAAAGGCAAGCUACAGAUUGGAAGAAGAUAGUUGUAAUAUGCGUAACUGACAAGGGGCUCAUAUUCCAAAUCUAUAAAGAACUCCAACAAUAAUAAACAAUCCACUAUAAAAAUGGGCAAAAUUCUUAAAAUGACACUUCACAAAAAAGGUUAUACAAAUGGCCAAAUAUAUAAAAACUAGCUCACCUCAGUAGUAAUCAUAGAAAUGCAUAUGAAAGUCACCAUGCAAUUCCCCUGUUCAAAAUCAGAACAUGGUUGCAAUUAAAAUACAGUUAAAAUGAUGGACACUAGUAAGAACUUACGAGAACCGUGGCACAGUGAGAAACCUCAUAUACUGCUGGGGGGAAGGUGAAAUGGCACAAUCAUUUGGAUAUAAAUAAUUUGGCAUUGUUUACUGAAUUUGAAGAUGCAUAUCCCACAAGACCCAGCAAUUUCAUUCCUAGGUAUGUCCAUGUGCACUAAGAGACUUGUACCAACAUGUUUAUACAUCAUGAGUCCUAUGAGCCCCAAGUACAAAACAACCCAAAUUUCCAUCAACAGGAGAAUCGAUAAGUAUGUCGUUUAUAAAAUGAAAUUCCAUGCAUCAUCACUGACUAUGGAUGAACUAACUACAUGCAACCAGGACGAACCUGCAUUUUACCGUUUUUCAUACAACCGGACCUGACGCUACAUUCCUUUUUCUAUGAAAUAUGUGAGCUGUAAUAAAAGUUGUUGACUUCAAAAAAAAAAAAAAUAGGUGAAUAGGUGAAUCUCACAAACAUAAUAUUGAGUGAAAGUGGCCAAUCACAAAAUUACAUAUGAAUGAUUACAUUUAUUCAACUUUAUUGAACUUUAUUCAACUUAAAGAACAAAAAACUAAUUUGUAGUGCAUCGCUCCUUAGUUUGUAAAUUUUUAAAGAAAAACGAGGAAGUGAUUACUUUCAAAAUGAAGAUAAAAUGGCUUUCUUUGUUGGGAAGAGAGGCCAGUAGUUAUGAGGGGAGGAGAUGGGGUUUUUUUGGGUACCUGCAAUGUUCUGUUCCUUAACCUGGGUGGGUAUUUACACAGGUGUUUGUUUUGUAAUAUAUCAUUGAACUGUACAUCUUGUUUUUUGCCCCUUUUGGUAUGUAUACUGUAUUGAACAGCAAAUGGGAUAAAAUGCUUUAAAGCAUAAAUCACUCACCCUAUCCAUUUUUAAAUACUGCAGUAAAACAAAUUGUCUUUUCAGGUUGCUUGAAAACACCUGAAGUCCUUGAUUUAAUUAUUUUCUGAUUACGAUUUGAUUAAUCUUUUUGUUUAACUAACUUAUUUUCAUAUUCUAGUUUCUACAUCACUUUGCAUUAAUUUGGCAAAGUGAGUUAAUAUUGAAUGAGAAUCAAAUGCUCUGGUGUCAUCUGGAUAAACACCUUGUUUAAUUCUUGGACGGCUUUACAUAUUUAAUUUGAUUUCAAAUGUACAAGGGAAACAGAAUAAAAGUAGGAUCAUUGCAGGACUGAAUAGUUUGUAAAUAUAACUGACGAACUCCAACGAUGCUACUGCAUAACAGAAGCUAUUUAGAUCAUAUACUGAUAUGUUAAAAUGAACCUUAUUUGAGGCAAUUCUAUUAUUGAUAUAUAAUGAAAAUAUCAUCACUAAAUAUAGGUCACACCAUACCAAUGACCAACAAGUUUAAUUUUAUUUUAUAAACUCCUUUCUAAAGAUAGAGUCUAGUAUUUCCAUCUCAGAGAACAAAAUUAAGCAAUUGCAUUUUAAGCACCUUGAAGGAUUUGAGAUUUAACCCAGUUUGUAAGCUAACAAGUUAGCUGGCCACAGUUUCAUGGAUGCACAACUCCUGAGUUAGAGAUGAAAGACUCGGAUGCAGAAAGCACACUGAGCAUCAGCUUAUUUGGGGCUGGUUUCCUGAGCCCCAAUUCCCACAAGCCUAAGAGAAGAGGCUCAGGUUAUAUUUGCAUACACAGUGGGUGGCGUUAUAGGAGAGUAGCUCUGAGUUGAAGGAAACCAAAUAAGCCCGCUUGCCCUUUGCUCAGGAAAGAGAGAGAGAGAGAUACUAUCUUCUAAAGCUCUAAGCAAACCUACCCUUCGUUCAGAUGGAGGUACUAUCUCCAGCUGCCAAGGCUCUUCCAAGGCUGUUCGCUAUGCAUACAGGCUUGAAAGGAUAGUCUCAAAAAAAGGAUAGCUAGUGCCUUGCUCAUAAGACAUGCAGAAACACAAGACCCCAGGAUAACUGUCUCUCCAUAUUGGUGAUGGCUAAAACCUCUUUAUACAGUUGAUAUAAGACGUUUUCUUCAGUUAGAAACUAAAUACUGAAUACUGGUCUAAACUGAAUUUUUCCAUUUUUUUUUUGAAAUGGGAACCAAAAUUUUUUAACAGUUCAUAUUGCAUUCAGAAUGCUUUUGAGAGUCAUAAUCACAUGAAGUCCUAGAAGGACCUUGAAUACAUAGAGUGCAUAUAUAUAUAAUACACAUACAUCUGUAUGGUUUGUUUUCCGCCUCCCCCAUUUAAAAUGUCAAUUCCCUGAGGAUAAUGACUUCCUGUGUGUGUAUAAUUUAUUUUCUUAUUCUGGUUCCUACAUUACUUUGCACUACUUUAAUUAAUAAAGUGGUAUAGGUAGGCCAUCCUUCUUCUUUCUCUUUGUCAACACCAUCACCUUAAGAACAAUAACAAAAAGUGUGUGCCUGUAAUCUGAAGGUACUAAUAGUCAUCAAAUAUGACAAUGUUUUCUUAUCUUCAAGACCACCUAUCCAUAGAAUCUAGGACAAUGGCUCACACACAGUGGAGCUCAGUAAAUAUUUGUUGCAUUGAGUUAACCUGAACUCAGGACCCCAUUCGACAGUCUGUAAGCCAAAAGUUGCUAUUGGUGACAUGCUCAGUAACAUGCUGUGCUUUGAAAAUAGAAAACAUUGCUUUUUCUCAAACCCGUAGACAAUCAUCUUAAGCUCAAAGACUUCUGUUCAUUUAUGAUGAUUCUUGUGUACAGAUGUAUAAAACUGAGGGAACCAUCAUAUGCAUCUCCAGAAAUGUGUUUUAUUAUGAGAUGAGAAGCAAGUCAAGGAGCGCCUGUUUUUCCUUCCUCUGAGAACUGGUCCCCCCCCCCCCACCUCCCCGUACUCAUUUCCAUCCUCUUCAACAGGAAUUUAGCAGCCAGAGUUUAUGGUCGAAAUCCUAUCCACAUAAGUUCCUCCGGACACUGAAUCAUCAGCACAAUGCUUUGGAACCACUCUGGUCUUCUUUACUAAGUUCAACCUUUCUGUCAACAACAAAAUGUGGAAAGGACACAAUGUUUCCGUACUCCUUCCACAACCAAAUUACCUCCUACCGGAACUAGAAAAUGUGUGUCGCUGUGAAUUUCCAUCUACUACAGCUACUCGCCGCCGGGCAGCGCCGGGGUCUCGCACACAAAGGGGGAGAGCGGGGCGUGGGGAGGCGGCAAGGCGUCGCGGCUCCGCCCGGCCAGGCCAUGUCCGCCCGAGCAGCCAUCCCGGGAGUGGGGACCAGGAGCGGGCUCAACUUGGGGCUCGGGAUAUCUGAAUGCCACGGAAACUGCGAUCCUACCCAAACGAGUCAGGGGGAGAGGAGCCGAGGGCGUGCGCGAGCUGAGUGAGUGCUUACGUCGCAGCGAGAUCUGUGCCGGGGUAAUUAGAGAGGAGUUAGGCUGAGCCGCGUCCUCUUUGAGCAGCGGCCGCCGCAGCCGCCGCAGCAGCAGCCCGGAGGGGCGCGCCCGACUGCGGCCGCCGGGGAGCGCCCAGGGUGAGGCCCGCGCCCCGCAGCGGCCGCCCCGCCGCGCCCACGGUCCCGGCGGCUCCGGGCGCGCAAAGGCGGCGGCUACCCGCGUGGCCUUCUCCAUCCAGGCGUGCGAUUCUCGCUCCCUUCCUUCUCCUCUCCCGACGGCGAGGAUGGCAGGGCCGGGCGAGAACCUGGGGCACCGGUGGCCCUAGCUCUGCUCCCCCCCCAACCCCUCCUGCGGGGAGAGAAAGCGGGCUGCUCGCGGACGAUGUGGUCAGGGCUGCUCCCCAGAGCGUCUUCUGCCCGGGUCCCAGCUGCCGUUCCUCUUCUCCGCUCGCUGCGACCCACCGAGAGGAGCUGAUGCCGCUGUCGCCGCCGCCGCCGCCUCCGAAGCCGCGGCCGAUGGAUGCCAGGCAGGGCCGCCUUGCUUAGCGUCCCCGCCUCCGGGUUUGCUGACGCGCUCUCCCCCGCCCUGAGCUCCGCGCUGAAGAGCCGCCUUAUUAUUAAUCAGAAUCUCCAUCGUUAUCCCUGGCAGGAGCAUCCUUCAGUAGGGACCGCAGAAGCAUCACAGUGCUGGGGCUGAGAUGUGCGUGGGGGCUUUUUCUGUUACAUCUCGGAAGAGAAGAGGACAGCACCAAGAUCAGCACCACCCGUGCGGGGUGCAAUUAGGGGUGUUUUGUUAGGAGAGAGAAAGGACAAGAAGAGGAGUGCUGGGCCGCCAGAGGUCCACAUCUCUUUGAAGGAAAGGGACAAGGGAACUAAAGUGGGACGUUGUUUUUAGGGGGUGGGCAAAGAAGUUUAUAUCCUUCAUAGAAAAGGUGUGGGGAAGCAGGAGCAACAGGGUACUUGAUUGGACACCAAGACAAAUCGUUUCCCGUAAAGAAGAGGAAGCAGGCAGCAACGAGGUCUGGAGGCCGGCCGUGUGGUAGUGACCAGGGCCAACGGUGCGGUGGGACAGCCAGCGAGAGAAAGGCAGGGCUCGGGAACAAGCAGAACAAUGACUCAUUUACAGGCUGGUCUCUCUCCUGAGACCCUGGAGAAAGCCCGCCUGGAGCUCAAUGAGAACCCAGACACACUGCACCAGGACAUCCAGGAGGUGAGGGAUAUGGUCAUCACCAGGCCGGACAUUGGCUUUCUCCGCACAGAUGAUGCCUUCAUCUUACGCUUCUUGCGGGCCAGGAAGUUUCAUCACUUCGAGGCUUUCCGCCUCCUGGCCCAGUACUUUGAGUACCGGCAGCAGAACCUGGACAUGUUCAAAAGCUUCAAGGCCACUGAUCCUGGCAUCAAGCAGGCCCUGAAGGAUGGCUUCCCUGGGGGCCUAGCCAAUCUGGACCACUAUGGCAGGAAGAUUCUAGUCCUUUUCGCUGCCAACUGGGAUCAGAGCAGGUACACACUGGUGGAUAUUUUGCGUGCCAUCUUACUUUCUUUAGAAGCCAUGAUUGAAGAUCCUGAGCUUCAAGUGAACGGAUUUGUUUUGAUCAUAGACUGGAGUAACUUCACCUUCAAGCAAGCCUCUAAACUUACACCAAGCAUGCUGCGCUUGGCUAUCGAAGGCCUUCAGGAUAGUUUCCCAGCACGAUUUGGAGGAAUUCAUUUUGUCAACCAACCAUGGUAUAUCCAUGCCCUGUAUACCGUGAUCCGGCCUUUCCUGAAGGAGAAGACUCGGAAAAGGAUAUUUUUGCACGGUAACAACCUGAACAGUCUACACCAACUGAUUCAUCCUGAGAUUUUGCCCUCUGAGUUUGGGGGAAUGCUCCCCCCUUAUGAUAUGGGAACCUGGGCAAGAACACUGCUAGACCAUGAGUAUGAUGACGACAGUGAAUACGGUGUGGACUCCUACAGCUUGCCUGUGAAGGAGGUAGAGAAGGAACUCUCCCCCAAGUCCAUGAAGAGAUCCCAAUCAGUUGUGGAUCCUACAGUGCUAAAACGCAUGGAUAAAAACGAGGAAGAAAACAUGCAACCUUUGCUCUCUCUGGACUGAUAACUUCUCUACCCUCCCCAUGGAUUAGAAAUGGAAGGUACUUGUUUUCAGCACCAGGGCCAGCGCUGUGGAGGAAUUACCAGCUGGAAAUUUAUUUAUUCAUGUUAAUGUAGCAUAAUAUAUAAGACAUCAGGCUUUCCCAUUUGCCUGAACCAUGGGUGCCCUGGUCUGGAUUUUUUUUAAAAAGUCAAUAAUUUAUUCUGUAAGUGCCAAGUUCUUUGUAAAUACAAUGUACUCUUCACGUCAAGUUUGUAAAUUUUGGUAGUAACUUAAAUUGGAAGAUUGGCUUAUGAGUCUAUGCCAGUGAUAUGAACUAUAACAAGAACAGAAAAGACACAUAAACAAUCAAAGCUAAUUAAAUGUAGCCCUGUUUCCUAUGAAGCCAUAUUUCAGCUAUCAUAGUGAUUGUUUCGUUGUUUUUCUCUGAAACUCUGUCGUACUCAAAUGUACAUUUAAUGGGCACAGGGAACUAGAUGAUUCUAGGAAAUUAUUAUGAUAAAUGUAUUAACUGUCUAGUGAUUUUCAGUUCACAGAAAACGUACCCUGGUGACUAUCACUGGCCUUGCAUUUGGAAGACAAGAAAUGGCAAAUGACCUGGUAAAUUCAACACUUGAACUCUUCUAUGUUGUUUAAUUCCUGGAGUCUUGUGAAAAAAUAUGUUCCCCAAAUUAAGAUGUGGAUUUCUGAAAGAGAGUGGAUUCUUCUUAAACUGCUGUCUUCACAAUGUGUCCUUUAUUCCAGACCCCAUUUUAUCCCUGUCUGAUGUACUUUAAGAAACUUUUCCCCCCAAAACUCUUUGACCAAGAGAAAGAGAACUCAUACAUGAAUAGUGUUUGACAGCUAAUUUUGAACAUAAAAGUUGCCAAGUACCAAUAAGGGGCUAAUUUCUAAUUCUUGUGCACUGGUUGAAAAAAUAUAUAUAUUCACACACACGUAUAUAUUUUUACUGAGCUCUAAUAAAUCCUUGAUGUGACAGGCUUACAGAAUAAAUCACACAUAUUCAAUGGUCUUAGAGAUGUUAUAGAUUAUUGUAUGCAAUGCUAACUCUGGAAAACCACUUCCACUAAAGUUAAUGAAAAUGAGGUAUAGUAAAACAGACUUUCAGUGAACUUAUUUAAGGGAAUUCAAUUUAAUUUGUAAUGCAAUCUUGACUCUGCCAUUUUAGUGAAAUAUAUUUUUUCUUCAAAAAAACAACAGGUAUCAACAAAGGCAGUAGGCAGUAUCAGGUGAUGGAGGGUAAUAUUGUUUUCCCCAAAUUCAAGUUAAUUUUCCUAAUGAUCCAGUAAGUACACAUUUUCUUCUCAGAAAAGAUUUUAAGAGCAUAUUGCAUCCAGGAGAGAUAAUGAAAUCUUCUGAGGACGUCUGAGAUACUAUAUUAUAGUAUAAAUCUAGAUUUGGAAUCCUUAUGUUAAAGUUUUCAUUUCAUAAAAAUUCUGCAAUGAUAGCACAUUUUAAAAAUUUAACUUUAAAUUUCAAAUUCUAGUGUGAAAAAGCAAGAUUUUUACCACAUUUUCAGAGUGGUAAUUUUUGAGACUAAGGAUUUAACAUUAAAAUAUUCUUUUGAAAGAAAAAUAUCUCAAGGAACUUUUGGAAACCAACAAAUAAAGGCAUGUAGCAGCGUUCAUAUACUUCUUAGUCAAAAGCUUUAAAAAGUCCAGUUCUAAUUCUACAGCCAAGAAUCUUAAAAUGAAGAUCAGUACACGAUUCUACAGUGUCACCAAUGGACUGUCUAGUAUUUGUAAAAAUACAUAAAUAUACAUAAAAAAUAUGAAUAAAAUAUACCUUAAAAAUGCUGACCUCCAAUCAAAUGCAGAAGAAUAAUGACUGUCGGUCCUCUGCUCCACCCAUAAAUAGUACAGAGAUUGGAAUGCACUGGAAUAAAAAGCCACAGCAACUCUUAAUCUAAGAACCCUAACCAAUGGUGUUCUUACAUUUUUGCCAACUUGACAUACAUUUUUUAGCGUUGGGCUUUAUAUACUAUACAAGCAAGUGUUAGACAAUAUGAUGCAUUGGAAUAAAAUGGAAACAAAGUAAGUACAGAAGGCCAGUCAACUUUUCAUUUUCAUGAGUUUCAAUUGAUAUGCACCAUUUAUUGCCAAUUUUCAGAAUUCUACCAGCUUCAGAUGUCAGCCAGCAUAGCCAGCUUUUUUCCCCCCUUGUCAUAGGCUAGUGUCAUAUACAAAAAUAACUUGGAAGGCAUAUUUUCUGUGUAUACCUACCCACUUAUAAGUUAUCAUUCACACUCUCUCCCUACCCCACAUUUGGAAACUGCAUUGGCAUUGCUGCUUGACUGCUCUUCUUCAAAUGAGCAAUUGAGAGUUGGCUGGAUUGUGUAAAAUAUUUUUAAAUGAAUGAACAAAUUACAACAAUGAUGUGUUUUGAAAUUGCUGUAUCUAGUUCGGUCUGCCUAUGUCUUUUCAGUCUGGAAAAAAAAUUUCCAGUAAUGUUUUUGAAGCUGCUUAGAGAACAUUUGAUCAGCUUUAUGAAUUUUCCCCUCAGCACCAGCUAACUAACACUGUUUAGGAAUUUUCUUUUUCCUCAUGUCAUUUUCUGUGUUAUGUAGCUAUGUCUACUGUUACAUAACAUAGUAAAUAAGCACCCUUAUAUUCUUUCGAUUUAAUUGAGAUAGUACUUCCCCACUCACACAUACACACGAACACAGUACAUCCCCACUCACAUAUACACACGAACACUACACUGUUUGCUCUAAUGAUUUGCCUCUCUAUUUUGAGAGCUAUGCUUUUCUUUUUCAGUUAUCUUGUUACUUAAAAUUUGUAGGCAUCAAAGAAUUACCACGUUUGAUUUGGAAUAGGCCCAUAGUUUGUUUACUUCCCUCACUUAGCCUGCCUUACCUUCUAUUUCUUGUAUCAUUUCUUUUCUCCAGUGUUUCAGGGGCAGCUGCUUCCAAAGCUGGUUUAAAAAUAAGUAACUUCCUUAUGUUGUCAGUGAUAUUUGCACACAUUUUUGACUGAUAUUUUAAAAGGAAGAGAUUAUCAUAAAAAUAUAUUCUAAGAAAUAUGAAGAAGUGCCUCUUUAAAAAAUGGAAUAAAGCAGUGAUACUAGAAUAUGGAUUCUAUUUGUUCUCUCUUCCAAAAAGUAAAUACAUGCGUCUAUUAUAUUAUAAGGGUGAAAUAUAGCUAUAAUUUGAAGAAGGAUAUUUGAGGUCUUGCUUUGAGUAUUCUCGUAUAGUAUUGUCUUUAUUGUGUAAGUUCAAUACGGUAACUUCAACAUGUUACUGACAAAUAUGGCACUAUGCUAAAACAAUAUACAAAUAUUAAAUUGAGUGUUGCAAGCAAGUUUUUGAAGUGCAUGCAUGAUUACUUUUAUUUCAUUAAUAGUUUGCAUAAGUGUAGGCAGAGACAUUCCUUAAGUGUUUUCAUAUAAAAUGCUUGUUUACUUUACAGUACUGAAAAUUCAUACAUUCAUAAGCAAGAAAGCCAAGCAGCUGGGUUCUCUUUAAUAUUAACUAGGUCACAUUGUUAAAUUAAACAUUUGAAGUUUCCAUAAUAUUCCUGAGGGAACAGAGGUCCCUCUAAUGCAUCAAGAUAAUGCAGAAUUGUUUUAAACAUCAAGAAACAUGUUUACUACUCUUCACAAAAAGAAACUUUUAGAGCUAUGGCAGUGUGUCUUCAGGAACAGACUUCCUUUUCAUCUACAAAUAACCCAAAAGCAUAUGGACAUGCUUAUGGUCCUUUAAAGAAGUUAUAUCAGGAAAACCUGCUGAAAGGUUGUACAAUCUUCUGUUAUUUUAUCUAAGCAUCUAGCUGGUUUGGUUGGUUAAUAAUUUCUUUUGCUUCUUAUUUGGUGUGUAUUUAUUAAUGAUUACUUGAAAAAUUGCCACCAGUUAUGAGGACAUUUCAGAAUGACUUUCAACACAAAAAAUAAAAGGAGCAGAGCUCUGGCAUGAUGUGUGAACUUUCAGAUAUGGUGUUUAUAUUUUUUGCAUCCAUCAGCUAAUAGGCAAAUGUUCCAUUUUAUAUGUGCUAUAUAGCUAUAUAGCCUAAGAAAUAGUGAUACAUUUUAAAUUUAUGAGGCUGUUAGAUGGUGUAAGAAUCAGCAGAUUAUCUAAAAUAUAUUGGAACAAACGUAGAGGAUUGGCUAAAUAUCCAGUGUGUGUGCAAUUAUCUUUAGUAGUGAAAAGCAUUUUGUUUUGUUUUGUUUUAGUUGAAAAAACUGUUUUCCAAUAUGCUAUUGGAACUAGUUAGCACUAUUACUAUUUGAAAGGGAGAAAAUAAUAAAUACAUAAGGAGGCUUGGCUUUGAAACAUUAUUAUAUCACUUUAAAGGCUUAAAGCAUAUAAUUUUUUUCAUGAAUUGAAGUUUUUAUUUAGUAAAUAUCCAUAGAUUAGCCCGGCACAUGGACAUAAUACUAUGGAACCUAUUCUGCGCUGAGCAUGGGAAUUUAUUCCCCUGUACUGUAGGAGAAAAAUAUGAAAUAACAAUGCACUGGACUGAAACACUCAAGUUGUACUAUUUUUUUUAAAGGCGUGCAAAUGAUACUGUUGAAAUAAAAAAAUAAUUAGAAAACAAAUAAGCAUAGGUCUUAAAUACAAUAAAUGCACUUUUAUAGUAAAUAGUGGACAUUGUUACAAUUCAGGUGUUUGGUCAGUCAGUAUUUGACUUAGUUUCAAAUUUCACGCAAAUAUUUUUUUCCUUAAUGAUAUCAAUGCAUUUAUUCUGUUAAAAUUAGUUCCAGUAGUGAAUGAGAGGGACCUAGAUAAGAAGUGAACAAACCCUAAACCAUAUUAAAAAAUUGCAAUGCAUUAUAAUUGGUUAUAUAUAACAGAGGUUCAAAGCUUUGUCUUGUUCUUAAUUCAGUUUUUCAGUUUUCAUAUUUGUGUUAAAGAUAAAUAAAACCCCCCAAACUAAGUAGUUUUUAUUUUCAAAACAGAUUAAAUAAGAUGUCUAAGAGGUAAUUAUACAAGUCUUUGAUAAGAAUACUGAGCACAUGUUUACUAUUUGGCUCAACUACCUUUGACCUUUUGAGGGAAUUGUUUACUCCAAUACAAUAUUACAAAUGAGGUAAUGUAAUUUUGAAUAAAUAUACAUUUCUGCUUUAAAAAAGCCUUUAUUUUGCAUAAAGUAGAUGUUGAAUUUUGUAGUAUGGAUCUUUGCAUCUGUGAAAUGGAGAUUUCUAAAAUGUCAUCUAAAAAUGAGCAACAGUAACUUUAUUUUGAGAGAAAUUGUGGUUAGCUAUUUUGGUUAGGACACCUGAAAUUUUCUGAUACUUGUAUGUUUGGGGCUAAAGGGAAAAACACAAUUCAUUUCAUCAAAAUUACAUUUUCAAUAGUCUAUAACUUCUAGACAAGCCUUCAAAGGAGAGCUUGAAUGAAGAAGUAAGUUAACUUUUAAGUUGCAUGGAGCAAUGGGAAUGAUCAAUAAGUAAAAUAACUAACAUUUUCACAUUUUCAUGUAAUGAUAUUAGAUUAGACAAAGAACUAAAUUCAGAAAUUUGAAUUAUAAAAAACAUUGAUUUAAAUUCUAUAAAAAUAAUUAAGUAAAAUUAAAAAAUAUUAAGUAAAAUUUAAAAAAAUUCAGCCUGACUUGAAAAAAAAUGCUUACUUAAUAAAUAUACAUUUGUAUCUUCUGCGAGUUUUCCUCGUUUAUCUUACCUGUGGAUGAAAAACCAUCUAUGGAGGGGCCAGAGACACCUAACUAGAAUCCUCUAUAAUUGAUUUCAUGACUUUCUUUAGCUCAAACGCAGAUGAUUUUCCUGUGCACAGCUUUUGAGGUUAUCAAGUCUCGUUAUUGCCGCCUCUUUCUAAAGCUCUGUCAGGAGGAGCCCAAGUUUCUAGCAGCUACUGCAGAAGCAUCCUGAGUAGGAAUAAAACAAGGGCAACCAGACAAUACACAAAAAGCCAGAGAUAUGGUCUGCACUCCUUGUCACUUAAAAGCGCAUUAAACUGUAUUACUAAUUCUAAAUACAGAAAAUGAUUUCAAAAUGUCAAGGCUUUCUGAUAUCAAGAGUUAAACAUUCUUAGCCCAAGAACAGAGGCCAUGGGGACAUGAUGGGCAGGGCUCUGGUGUGUAGUCUGUCUGCACACAGCAGCACCACCAAAACCCUUAUCUCUAAGUAUCACUUUUCUCUAAAAAUAAAAUAUGCUCUUAUUCCCUUUUUUCUAACUGGAAACAUAAAAGUAUCAGUUGGGAACCAUAAAUGCUUAGUUGUCUUUUAAGAAAAAAAUGCUACGUUAUACCCACAUAAUCACAACCCACUCAGUUGCAUAGGACUAAAAUAUUUGCAUCCUGAUUUAUAAAUCCUUCCUAAAAAUUUAAAAACAUAUAUAAUAAGACUUUAUUGCUAGAAAAUUAUUAAAUGUUCUUUGUAUCUGGGAUUCGUGGGGAAGACUGGUAAUAUCCUUUCUGUUGAAUUCAUAUAUCUAAACAUUUUAUUUGGCUGUUUAACGGACAUCUCACAUUUAACAUUUACAAAACCAAACUUCUCUAUCCUGAACCUGUUUCCUCUUUAUAACCUUACCAUCUCACUAAGAGUCAACCCUAACCUUCUAGUUUCUAGGGCUUAAAACAUUAUAGUCAUCCUAUCUCUCCUCUCUUGAUCUCAAAACCACAUCCAAUCUGUUAGCUCAUACUUUUAGCUCCUUUUCAAAGUAUGGUAUCCACACUCUGACCACUUCUCUAACCUUCAUCAUCAGUACCUUGCUCCAAGAUUUCAUUUUCCACCUGGAACAGUUUAAUAAUCUGAAAACUAGUCUCCUUGCUUCUGCCCUUGCCCCCUAGAGCUAAUUUAUAACACAUUAGUGAGGGUGAGCUCAGAUGAUUUCAUUCUUCUCAAAACUCUCUGCAAGAGUAAAAACCACAGUCCUUAUAACGAUGUUUGAGGAGGAUUGAUACGAAGUUUGUAAGCACCAGUAUAACAGAAGAGCAUAUUUUCUGAUUGGGCUGGCAUCUUUACCUGUACGAUGCGAAUGUAAUUGUCAAGUAAUUUCUUGCUUCUAAAGUUCUAGACACUAUACCCUCUCACCCCUGACCUUGACUUUUCUUAGAUCAUCUCUUAAGCUUUCAUCUACUCUUUAUUGUCUUGCUAAACUCUCAUCCUUGAGCUUCCAGGAAAUUGCCAAGCAUUCCUCCACCUCAGAACUUUUACUCUCUGUUCCUUCUGCCUCUUUCCCCCAGAUAUCCCCGUAGCUUAUUCCCUCAUCUCCUUCAGAUCUUUGCUCAAAUGACACCUUCUUAGAACUCUCUGGAUUUCCCUAUUUAAAAUCACAUGGCCCUGUGGUUCUUCACGUAUUGUUUUCUGCUCUAUUUCUUCUCCAUAGCUUUUAUCACCUUCUAAUACAUCAUAAAGCUUAUUUAUUUUGUUCACUUUGCAUUUUCCCCUAAUGGAAUAUGAACUCCACACAGGCAGAGACUUGUGUCUGUCUUGUUUACUGUUGUAUUACCAGUGCCUUGAAUAGUGACUGGAAUUUAGUAGCAAAUCCAAAAAGACUGCAUGAAUAUCUUAAGUUGUUUCAGCAAGUUAUGUAUUAGCCAGUAGUAUACAUUUAAGGAGAGUCCUUUUUUCCUUAAUAAGAAAUAUUUUUUUAAAACUCAUCAUCAAAGUGGGAAGUUUUACCUCUCUGAUGAUGAUGGAAUCAUGAGCCGAGAAUUCUCUUCCCCUUUCUCCCAAAUCUGGUCUCUACUCCAGGGCCUAAAUUUUACAUAACUGUUUGAGCUUUAUCUUUGGAAGUCACCCUAAGAUCAUUAGAUGUUGUGUCUGUAUAUUCUUGGCUUAUAUUUACACCUAGAGAGACUACAAGAUACCUCAGAUGAAAAGUCAUUUUGAGCUCAAAACCAUAGUAAAUUGUUCUUUGUUGAUUACCCUAGUUAAUUCCAAUUUUUAAAAAUUGCAGGAAAUUAAAAGACCAUAGUUCUUCCACUAUGGAAGACAGAUCAAGAGAAUAUGCCUAUAUACUUACUUUUACUGGAAAUGAGAGGGAAAAGAGAGGGAAGAAGGAAAGAGAUUAUGAUCACCCUUUCUCUGAAACAAUUAUAAAUGAGGAAGUUUUUUGGUGUUUCUAAGAGCUUCCCAUGAUCUAGAAAUCUAUAUUAUUACAACUACUUAGUCCAUGAGCCCUCUUAACAGAAGUCUUAUAUCAAAUGAGUUUUAUAUUUGAUAUCUUUACAUAUUUCUUAUACUCCUGACACCACAUGACAGGAAUUGAUCAAGCUCAUAUAGUCUAACUAGCUUUCCAACUUUCUCCCUUCUCUGUACUUUACUUGCAGGUAUCAUUUUCUGAACUUUACAAUCACAUUUUUUUUUUUGUCCUUAACUAUCCGCAUAUUUUUUUUUUUAUAAUUUGGACACACCCAUAAUUUUAGUAACCGAAUAUCUUAGAUAUUGAUUCUUGGUGUGACAAGUUUCUGAUUUUUAUCCUUUGCAGUUUAUCUUUUUGUUCUUGCUAAACCUAUGCUAUUCCUUUUCCCCCACUACACUUUUGUGCCUUUCCCUACAUUGUAAUAAUUCAAUCCUCCAGUUUUAUAAUUUCCUACCAGGACUUCUAUUAAGAAGACACUGAAAAUAAAGGAUUGACAGGUGGUAUUGAAGAAGGAACUAUAACUUGAAAAAUAAGGAUAGAUGCUUGAAAGUGUUUUCAGAAGACAACCAGUCUUUAGUGACUUUGUGAUGUAUAGUAUGUACAUUGGUACUCAGUAAUGAUCAUGUUUCUUGUCAGUUGCAUAAAUAUAUUGCAGUCAGUGUUAAUGGAUAGUUUGGAAAACCUUCUUCUAUAGAGAAGAGAUUAAAUGGCUCUUGCUCAGAAACAAGGCAGGAUUUUCUUGUAUUUCUAUCCUUGACAGUCUGUACAGUAGAAGCCAUUUGCCUCUGUGGCAACAUUUUUUGCCAAUCUUCAAGAAUGUGUUUAGCACCACUUCAGAAAUAAAGGAUUCAAGCUCAAGUAUGCACAGUACAUGGAAGAUACUGUAAUUCAUGUUAUCUUUUACUCAAUUUUAUUUUUUUCAUGAAUUAUUUUUAUGAUUGAAUCCUAACAAUAUGUUCUUUGAUAAAUUUAUUCAUUAUAUCCACUUUUUAAUGGACUUAGAAAUUUUACAAAAUAGGUCACUGUUUAUUAUAUUCUUAAACCCAUAGUAUCCAUGUUUCAUUUAAUGUCUAGAUUAUUCAUGUCUGUUGAUUUCUAAGGACAAAUGAAUUUCUGUUAAAUAAAGUGUCGCUAAAUGAAAUUUCAGAUUCUAAAAUGUGGAUGUGUGUAUAUGCCCUUUCAAUCUUUUCGUCAUAAGCUAAAUUCCUUUAAAUUUAGAAGACAUCGUAUCAAAUAGCUAUGAAUAACUUUGUCAUUAAAAAUGGAGACAUAUGAAAUUGGUGUUAGUAUUUAGAAGUAUAAAAUACUUUUAAAGGGACGCUAAACAUUUGUGGGCAUAUUGUAAUGUUAUUUUGAAUUUAUUGUUGACUUGACACAAUAUAUUUGAUGAGAUUGUUAUAAACAACAAAUCACUAGAAAGAACUUAGUGACUUCUGGAAUGACAGAAUGGUGAUCCAAACCAGUGUCAGCUGUAAAGUCCUCCCCUUGAAGCAGUGGAAUGGACUGGGUGAUGAUUUCAGUUUAUUUCAUUUUUAACAUUAACAAACAUUAAUUGAGCACUUAUUCUGUCCCAGGUACUGUUCUAAGCUCCAGAGGUACAGGAGUAAACAAAAGCAAGACUUUGUCUUUAUGAAAGUCUUAUUCUGGUGGAGAAGACAUGCAAAAAGUAGAUAAGAAAAAUUAUAUACUGUCAGGUAGUAGUGUAAGUACAAUGAAGACUUAUUAGUUUAAUUUGUGUGACCUCUGGCACUCUGUUUCCUCACCUGUGAAAUGGGACAAUACUUGUACUAAAAACAUGAGCUAGAUCUUGUUAGAAAUCCUCUUGUUAAUCUGGCCCCUUACCUUUCAUGGAAAAAUACAAUAUAAUCUAUCCUUCUCCAUGCUAUUUUGGGGCUGGCUAUCAGGAUUCUUCAGUUCCUUCAUUUCUGCUCAGCACUGGCAGUGGUUGCCAGGGCUGCAGAUGCUCACAGAAAAUGAAUCUUACAACCUGCGUUUCAGGGUCAUCCAGAGGUACCAGCUCCUGCCUAGUUUUGUCCCUUUUAAGGUAAAUUCCAUACUGCUUUAAUUUAUUAUAUGUGAAAAAUAAACAUCAAUUUUCAUCAGAAAAGAAGACAAAAAGAACGAAAGAUAAAUGAGCCCUGAUAGACAGCACAAUUUAAUCUUUCCAUUUAAUCUGUUAUUUUCCCUUAUCCACAGGGAGAACCACAAACCCAUGGUUUUCCUGAAAAGGUUUGGGUGGUAUUCUAUGUAUCAGUAUCACAGUUAAAGGGAGCUCCGACCAUUGUAGAUCCAGAGGUGUUAAUUUAGGUAGAAUUAAAAGGAUUACUUCCUGCUGGUACGUGAAACUUAGAAGUUUUGCUUUUUAUACAGUAGUCAUAUUAUAAAAUACUCAGAGAAACUUGUGAGAAAGUUUGGACAAAGUACAAGACACCAUGAAUAUAGAUUAUAACUCAUCUCGGAGGAGCCGUGAGCAAAUAAAAGUUUCACUUAUGAAAUAGAGAGAAAAACAGCAAAUGACUUCCAUCUUAGGGAAACAUAGGGCUUCUCUAUUUCUGUUCAUACAGAAAAAUCACUAAAGGAAAGUGUCUGUAUUAAGGCAGGCUAGAUGCCAUGUUAGUUAACUAGUAGAAAAAUUGAGUCUUCUUUCACAUACUGACUUUCAUAAAGGAAUAUUUCAGACCACCAACAGUUGAUUCAUUAAAUUUAUGGGAAAAAAACAUAAUCUAUUAUAAUCAUAAUAAAACAUCCUGUUUUUGAAAGCAGGAAAGUAUUACCUAUUUUUGUGAGCUGAUGUGUUUCUGAAGUCUUUAUAAAUUUAUUUCCCUCAUUGAUUAUAUACUAAAGAUUUUAGCCAGUCUCUAGAAAAAAAUAGUGGUUUUUAAACAACUUACAUACUAAAAGGUAUUUGAAAGCAAUUUUUCUAGUGCAAAGAAUUUUAAACUUUAUUUUGCCACAGUGGCUCUUUUGUCAUUUAAUGGAUAUUAUAAACAAGUUUUAACAAACUUUUCUCAAAAAUAGUAAAACAAAUUAUAGAUGUAAUUCAAGACUUUAAAAAAAUCUAAGAAUCUGUAGCAUACAUAUUUUUAACUUGGAACGAUUAUGAGGAUAUUUGGUAAUUAUUCAAUAUAUUUGAUUAAUGAAGAUUGUCAAACAGACAGAUGUUAACACCUAAGGAAAAAAGCAAAACAAGCUUUCUUAUUAUACCUCAGUCAUGGCCCUCCUCACCACAAUCAAAAACUACCUCUCUUUUUGUUUUCCUUGAGAAUAAUAGAUGCUACUGCUAGAAGAUCCUUCAGAGAUUAAGUAAUCCAAAUUGCUCAUUUUAUUAGUAUAUAAAUGGAAACCUAUAAGGUCUGUCUUGCUAGAAGUCACACAACUAAUUAAGGGAAAUGCUGGUACUAGAAUGAAGAUUCAACCAAUUUGGUGAUACUUUUGUUGCUUUUAAUAACUUCUUCCUUGCUCUCCUAACCCUUUUCUAUUAAACUCUCUUCUCUUGCAUAUGUCCCCAUUUCAUUUUUUUCAUUUUUUCCCCCAUACCAUUUACUGUGCUUGGAAUUCUCCACCAGUAUUAUAUUAGGUAAAACAUCUACUAACACUAAGAGCACAAUAUUCAGGGAUAUUAAAAUUAGAAACAGACUGUACAUAUCCACUAUGCGCAGCCUUUGAAAGGAUCUUAACAAUCAGUAGAUGUGGCAUAAGCCCAGUCCUGCAGGAAGAUGGAACUUUAUCAGGCCUAUGACUAAGAAAACAAUAGUCAGUCAAUGAAGCCAACUAUAUUGUGUUUAGAAACAUGUGUUCCUUGAUUUCAAGAAGAAAAUGGGAUGGGGAGCAGCUCAGCACAACUACUCAACUUAACUCUUGACUAUCGUCUCUACAUUUGUCAACGAUUAAAGGCAAAUCAAAGGCCAGGAGGUUGGUGACUUUUUCUAUCAUGAUGGCUGCCAAUCAACUAUGGGAGAGCUGUGGUACUGUUUCGGAGAGAGCUUCCCACAGGCAUUUCCCCUAUUGUGUUACCUUAUUGUGAGCUUGUCUCAUAGGAUUUGCUAUAGGAAUUUUAUGGGCUGGUAUCUUUCACAGAUUGGAUUUUCUCAAAUCUUAAGGAAAAAAUUGGAGAGAACUAUAGAUCUUAACAAAUUGGUUAAUCUAAGUGUUCAAAAAUAUUUAAUUCAUUUCACUAAAAAGGAGUAAAAAGGUUCUGUAUCAGAUUUUAUCUGAGAUUAUCUCAGCAUUGCUAUUGUUAAGUUUGGAAAAUGGUGGCUUUGGAGUUACUUGGCCAUUAUCAUUUUAUCUGACUUUUUAACUGCAUUUUAAUAUUUUUUUAAAUAAUGUGUGAAAAUAUGGUAUUAGACCCAUACUGAGAACAUAAAUGUUACACAGAGUCAACUAUCUUAAAAUAAUGCACUUUAAAAAACCCAUAGUACUUAUAAUACUAUUGUAUUCUAAGUUGGGAGUAAUCUAAUUUAAAUAUAUUUCUCUUUGGGAAACAGAAUUAUAAUUAAAAACAGCAUAGCUUCAUACAGCAUACCACAUAUUAUGAUAAAUUUCAAAUGCAAGCCCUUUAAAAGUCAAAAGACAAAGGACAAAUUGGGAAAAUUUUUCAACUCAUAUCACAGAUAUAGAGCUAAGUUCUCAUGUAUUAAAAGGUUUCUAGAAAUUGAUGAGAAAAAGAAAAACCCAAUAGAAACAUGGGCAGCUGAUAUAAACAUAUGGUUCACAGAAAAGAAAACACAGUAUCUCUAAAAAUAUGAAAAGAUCCUGUACCAUGCUCAAAAUGAGAGAAAUAAAAAUUCAGUGGAGCAGUUUCAUAGCACACUCUCUUUUGAGGAGGCUGUGGGGAAAUAAGUUCUUCCUCACAUUGCUUUCAUGAUGGAUGACAGUUUGGCAAUAUCUAUCAAAACUACAAAAGGAAGUGUACUUUGACUCAGCCAUUCCACUUUUGGGAAUUUAUCCUUCAAACAUACUUGCAUACAUGAGAAAUAUUUCAUAGGAUAUAUUCAAAUGUAUUUCCAAGGAUAUUCAUAGGAUAAUUGUUUGCAAGAACAAAAAAAUUGGAAGAAAAAAUGUUUAAAAAUAUAUGCUGUAUCCAUAGAAAGGAUACUAUACAGGUCUGAUAUAAUCUGCUUAAAUAAACCAGAAUACUAUACAAACCUAAAAAUAAUGAGGAAACACUUUAUGUACUAAAAUAGAAAGAUCUCUAAGAUACAUUGUUCAGAAAAACAGCAAGGUACAGAAUAUUGUACAGAAUAUGUUAUAGUUAAUGUAAAAAAGUGGGGAAGGGAAUAAAAUAAAUAUACAUAUUUGCUUGUAUAUUAAGGAAAUGCAGAAAAAUACAAAGGAAUUAAUAACAUUUGUUGUCUGUUGGGGGAGAUGGAAAUUGGGUAGAUUGAGCAAGGGUGGGAAGGAAAUUUGCACUUUUCACCUUUCCAUUUUUUUUAAUUGAACUUUGUGCAUGUAUUAUUUAUUGAAAAAUCAAAUAAAAACUUAAGAAAUUGUUAUUGUCUUAAGCCAUUCUGACAUUGCUAAUAGUUUAAAAGUUUGUAGUAUAUAUACGGAAUAACAGAAGGAGUACCCAUAUAUCCAUACCUCGGCUUAAGAUAUAGACCAUUACCAAUAGUUUUAAAUCCUCCUUCACGUCUCUACAUGAUGCCAUCUGAUUCCACUUAAAGAUAGCUAUCCCAAAUUAUGUUGAUUAUUAAUUUUAUUUUCUCUAUAGUUUUACCACUUAUGAGUAGAUCUCUGAAAAAUUUAGCAUUGCAAAGAGCAAGAUUGGAUUUUCUCUUCUUUGAAUGGCAAACUCAGUUAAAAUUAUCUGGGACUGGUAUUUUCCUUAUGUAAAUAUUUAUACCCUUAAUAGCACAUCCUCAAUGAUUUCAGGACUAUUACAAUUUUCAGUUUCUAGUUGAGUUGGUUUAGGCUAUUGUACAGGCAUACCUCAUCUUAUUGUGCUUUUCUUUAUUAUGCUUUGCAGAUAUUGUGUUUUCUUACAAAUUGAAGGUUUGUGUCAGUCGUGCCUGGAGCAAGUCUAUUGGCUGCAUUUUUCCAACAACAUUGUCUUACUUUGUAUCUCUGUGUCACAUUUUGGUAAUUCUUGCAAUAUUUCAAACAUUUUCAUUAUUAUUAUAUGUGUUAUAGUGCUCUGUGAUCAGUGAUCUUUGAUGUUACUACUGUGACUCACUGAAGCCUCAGAUGAUGGUUAGCAUUUUUUAGCAAUAAAAUAUUUUUAAUUAAGGUACAUACAUUGUUUUUUAGACAUAAUACUCUUGCAUACUUCGUAGACUAUAGUAUAGUGUAAACAUAACUUUUAUAUGCACUGAGAAAGCAGAAAAUUUGUAUGACUGGCUGUAUGGCAAUAUUCACUUUACCUCAGUGGUCUGGAACCCAACCCACAAUAUCUCUGAGGCAUGCCUGCCUGUAUUUCUUUUUCUAGAAAUUUGAUCAUUUUCAAUAAACUUUUCAAUUUUUUUGCAUAAAUUUUAUAUUAAUCUCUGUUUUUUAAGUACAUAUGCUGUAUUUGUAUUCACCUCCCCUUCCUACUCCUCAUAUUAUUAAUAUAUGUCUUUUUUAUUAGUAUUGCCAUAGGCCUUUGUAUAUCAAUAGUUUAGUUGAAACUGUAUUGUACUUUUGCUUCUUAUUUCACUAACUCCACUGUAUUAUAUUUUAUUUGCCUUUUUCUUUGUGUUAAAUUUUGUGGAUCUUUUUUAAAAACAUGAAUUCUUAAUUUGGAUUCUAAAUUAUUAAGUCUUUCUUAUUUUCUAAUAUUAAAAUUUUUGAAAGCUAUGCAUUUUUUUCUUUAGAAAAUAUAUAUUUUCUCUUUUUUUCCAAAACAUUUUACAUUUUUGCCUCUCACAUUUAAUCCUUGACCUCUGUGGAACUGAUAUUUGUACACAGUGAAUGAUGGAGAUCAAAUAUUGCCCUGUCCCCAUCAAGCAUCUAACCUUAGUCUUAAAUAGCCCUGACUUCAUUUACUGUUGUGUGCUUCAAAUGUUCCAGCCUUGUACAGGGCCCCUGCUUUAUCUCCUAUACUUUCAGUAACUAUUCAAGCCAAAACUUCAGAUGAAACGGGAAUGGCAAAAGAUCCCAAGUCAAUGGUUGUCUUCAGUCUUUGAAAUCCUUCCUCAGAUUCUCACACCUGUCUUGUAUUUAUCAUCUGAGGAUUUCCCUUAUUUUCUUGUCAGUUUAGCAUUAUUUAAAUAAUUGUUUUUAAAUAUAGCAUUUCUUUUUAUUUUACAAAGGGAGGAAUUGUCACAGUACCUACAUAUCAAUAGUACAAGAAGUCUUUUGAAUUGAUUGCCAUUUUAAGAACUUUUAACUCCAGCAGAAUAAAAGCACUGGAAUAAUAAGCCUAAUUUAGUUUUUAAGAAAUAUAUAUUCUAGGAACUUUGCUACUCCCUUUGUGAUGUGUUUUUUAUCACCAAUACUCUUGGCAUGUGCCUCAAUGCAAUGUGUUUCAAUAUUGUACAUUAAAAGAAAGAAAAGAAAAUAUCAGUGUAAGAGGCUGAAUACUCGCUGAUUUAAGAAUAAAUGUCUAGACAUUGUAGAUGCGCAUUAAGUCAGGUAUUCUAUUUUGGUUGGAAUUGACAGUAACUUUCCUUGGAAUCACAAUUGCUUAGUCAUUUAUUCUUCUCUUGCAUAUAAUUUAUGUAUUGGUCUAGGCAAAAAUCUCUCAGACUUUACCUGCUGCCUAUGCACUUUUCCAUAAGUUUAGACAGGAUUUUCUGAGGUCAUGUAUAUACAGAAAGUAUUCAACAAGGAGUCUGUCAUUUCCCAUGGAUUUCUUCUGUUUAAAUAAUUACCUAGCAAAGAUGAAAUCCUCUCUGGAUUAUAGGAGGCAAUGUUAUAGAAAGCAAAAUACUCUAGUGGUAUUCUUUUGCCUCUAAUUUUUCUAGGGUUCAGAACCUCCAGGUUGUUUCUAAAAUAGUUUCUUAGUAAAAUCAUUUUAUACCUUUUAGAAUGGGUGUUCGAGAGUCAGAGGUGAUCUCUUAUAAGAUUUGUCAUUUGUGGGCCAACAAGAAAUCCAUCACAAUUUACUCAGAACCUAAAGUGACUUUUAUAUUAUUAAACAGCUCUCUACAAUUGCCUGGAUAAAAAGGUUCAAAGUGGGUAUUAAUAACAUAGAUAGAUUAAAACAACUCAUACAUAUUAAAAAAUCAGGAACAAACAAAAAUAACCAUGUCUGCCAUGAUGCCCUAGAAUAAUGGUUAGCACUGUGGCCCCUCAGGUCAGACACUGAGUUUAAGUCUUUAAUGUAAGUUUGCUAGAGCUGCCUUACCAAAAUACCAGAGACUGGGUGGCUUAACCAGCAGAAAUGUAUUUCUCACCCUCAUGGAGGUUACAAGUCCAAGAUCAAGGUGUCUGCAUGUUUGGUUUCUUCUGAGGCUUCUCUCCUUGACUUGGAGAUGGCUGCCUUCUCACUGUGUCCUUACAUGGUCUUUCCUCUAUGCACCUGCACCGCUGGUGUUUCUCCAUGUCCAAGUUUCUUCUUCUUAUCAGGGUACCAGUUAGAAUGGAUUCAAACCUACCCUAACAGCCUCAUUUUAAUUUAAUUACUUCUUUAUUAAAGGCCCUAUCUCCAAAUGCAAUCACGUUCUCAGGUACUGGGGUUUAGGGCUUCAAUAUAUGAAUUUGGCAGGGUACAGAGCAGGGGAGGAUACAAUUCAGACCAUAAUACCCUUGUUUGUCGUUCACCAGCUGUGAGACAUCAGGCCAGUUUUUUUUUUUUUUUUUCAUCUUCUUUGUACCAUUAAGAUUGUUGUGAUUAUUAAAGAAUAAGAAACGUGCAAAACACUUAGGAUAAUGCCUGGUAAACAGCAAAUGUUAACUAUUAGUGUUAAUUAUUACAGAAUGGAAACUAUGAAUUUUUACAUUUAAGUAAAAAAUUAUGAAAUACAAAGUGCUCUGAAGAUAUCAAGUACGUCUAGUGGGUUUACAGUGUACAUGUAUUCUAUUUCCUUGUUGAUCUUCUGUCUAGUCAUUCUAUCCAUUAUUGAAAACGGAAUUUUGAGAACACCAACUACUACUGUUGAAUUGUCUAUUUCUUCCUUCAAUUCUGUCAGUUUUUCUUUCAUGUAUUUUGGGGCUCUACUAUUAAGUACCUGAAGGUUUAUAACUGGUAUGUCGUCAAUGGAUUGACCCUUUUAUCAUUAUAAACUGAUCUUAGUGUUAAGGAAAACAUCUAUAACUGAAAGUCAUAAACAUUAUUGGCCUCUUUUGCUCCAGAUUUCUUCAUCUUUUAUAUUUAUAUGUGUAGUAGCCUUUUCCUGGCCUUAGAACCCCAUUUGAAGAGAGAGAAAACUACUAUGGUGCUUUGACCAAUGUCUCCUGCUACAUCCAUCCUUAUGUGCUCUUGCCACUAAUAACUCAUGCCCAUCAAUUGAGGAUGCAGCUUACCAAGGCAAAUGAGGAAUUGGAAAAUAGCAAGUAUCAUGAAACUGAACUAGAAGCCAAAGGAGACCAAGGCUUCUCAGUGUGCGUUGACUGUUAUUAAGCAAAACUGAAAAUUAUGACAGAGUCUCAAAAUAUUGAUAAAUAUUGAAAUAAUAUUGGUCAUUAUGUUUGCUGUCAAUAUUGUCAGUAGUACAGACAGUAAAAUGAUUAUUGAUUGAUUGCUAAAGUUACUAAAGACACUGAAUUAUAUUACUUUAUCUUAGUUAUUACUUAAUACAUAGCUUAUUCUACUUUUUAAAUGUUCUUAAUAAACAUGGAAGAAGAGAGAACAUAUUAUGUACCAAGUACUUUUUUAAUGUAAAGAAGCUAUUUUAACUCAUACUUCAGUUUGAUGAAAGUAAAGACUUUGUGAAGAUGAGUUCAGAGUAAUAAAUGGAAGAAGCAGGAUUUUAAAACUUGGGUAUCUAAUGCUCAGGUUAUUUCUACUACAACUUCCUGCUACUUAAAAAUAUCUUGACAUUAUCCCAAAUUAAUUUUAUCAGGAUAUUCUGCUUUUUAGAGCUCUCAUUAAUAAAAAUGUUAUAACUUAACAUAUGUUAUAAAGUGAAGCAUAUCAGUCAUGUCAUAUAUAACAUGUAUUGUGUAAUCCAAACAGAUUGUUUAAGUGCUAUUGAAAUAGAUUUUGUCAUUUAUAGUAAUAAAAAUACCCUCUCUAUUAUGUUUAUUUAGUGCAAUGUGGUCUUCACCAUUGACACAUUUGCAAAAUGUGUCAGUAAAAGGAAGAUCGAAGACACAGAAGAUCUCAUAAAACAGAACUAUCUGCAAUGUUGACAUACUCUUAGUGCAAGGUAGUGACAAUGGUGUGAAAGUUCUGGUGGACAUAUGUCACUAUUUCUAUGUCAAAGGCAAAGCUAAGUGAAAAAUAGGAGUGGACAUUCUCAUAAAGGAGAUUCAUGUAUAUUAUCUCAACAUGUAUGUAUAUUAUCUCAAGCUACUUGGAAAUGAUAAUCAAGAAAUGACUUCCAAUGUUCCUGAUAACUGAGAAGAAAUGUGGCAUGUGUUAGAUGUGUUAGAGCUUUUUGAAGAUUGGGUUUUAAACAAAAGUAUUUUAUAAAAGAAGAAAAAUGUGAGAAACAUAUGCUCUGAUGACUUACUAUUCAUGAAUGUGUGAGUUUACUUAAGAUACAUAUGAUCUCCAUAGAGCAGAGAAUGGGGACACUGGGAGGGUCUCUGGCUGUCUUCUUUCACAUGACAGGUUUGU